UAGUCUCGUGUUCAACUCUCUCUUUACUUACUCUCUCUAACUCUCUCCAUCCCUCCUUCCCCUAUCUUGCUCUCUCCCUGCAUACUAUAGCUCUCUUUUUUUUCUCCUUCUCCUGUAUUCUCUCUCCUCUUUGCUCGCCUGUUGAGAUUAUUCACUCAUAACUCAGAGGACCCAACAUCCUAACUGAGUCCAGACUGGAGCCAUGGCUCCAGAAAAGGAAAGCAAUGGUCUCGAAAACUACGCAUUUGCUAUUGAUGGGCGUUUCUGUGAUCUGGAGAAGGAUGGAGAGGGCUCCGACCUCUCUGAGGAGGACGACAAGAACAAACUGGCCUACUGUGUCACAGACAUCCCACCCUGGUACCUUUGCAUCAUUCUGGGCAUCCAGCAUUGCCUGACAGCGUUUGGAGGGAUCAUCGCCAUCCCUCUGAUCCUGUCUCAGGGUCUGUGUCUGCAGCAUGACAGCCUGACCCAGGGUCACCUUAUCAGCACCAUCUUCUUUGUGUCAGGCGUGUGCACCCUGCUGCAGGUCACCUUUGGAAUCAGACUGCCCAUUCUACAGGGGGGUACUUUCACCUUGCUGGCUCCCUCUAUGGCCAUGCUGUCGAUGCCAGAGUGGACAUGCCCUGCCUGGACCCAGAACGCUUCCUUGGUCAAUGCCACCUCUCCUGAGUAUGUAGAGGUGUGGCAGAGCCGCAUGCGAGCGUUACAGGGCUCCAUCAUGGUGGGCUCCUUGUUCCAGGUCCUGGUGGGUUUCUCUGGCCUCAUCGGUCUCUUCAUGCGUUUCAUUGGCCCCCUCACCAUCGCACCCACCAUCUCUCUGAUUGGCCUGUCCCUAUACGACUCAGCUGGAAUGAAUGCAGGGAACCACUGGGGCAUCUCAACUAUGACGACUGCUCUGAUUAUCCUGUUCUCCCAGUACCUCCGACACAUCCCUGUACCAUUUCCCACAUACAGCAAGACCAAGAAACUCCACACCACCAAGAUCUACAUCUUCCAGAUUCUACCAGUGCUCCUUGGCAUCACACUGUCAUGGCUGAUCUGCUACAUUUUCACCAUCUCUGACGUCCUGCCCUCACAACCGGGGCAAUAUGGCUACCUGGCUCGCACAGACCUGAAAGGGGAUGUCAUAGUCCAGGCCCCCUGGUUCAGAUUCCCAUACCCAGGUCAGUGGGGCUUACCAACAGUGAGCCUGGCAGGAGUGGUAGGGAUCUUGGCUGGGGUGAUAUCCUCCAUGAUAGAGUCGGUGGGGGACUACCACGCCUGUGCCAGGCUGUCAGGGGCCCCUCCUCCCCCAAAACAUGCCAUCAACAGGGGCAUUGGCAUCGAGGGGCUUGGCUGUCUGCUGGCUGGGGCCUGGGGCACAGGCAAUGGAACCACCUCCUACAGUGAGAAUGUGGGAGCAUUGGGGAUCACCAAGGUGGGCAGUCGAAUGGUGAUCAUUGCUGGUGGCGUCUUGCUGAUCAUCAUGGGACUGUUUGGUAAAAUUGGAGCCAUUUUCACCACCAUCCCCACACCUGUGGUUGGAGGAAUGUUCUUGGUCAUGUUUGGGGUCAUAUCUGCAGCUGGAGUUUCAAAUCUGCAGUAUGCAGACAUGAACUCCUCCCGGAACAUCUUUAUCUUUGGGUUUUCUAUGUUUUCCGGACUGGUCAUUCCAAACUGGAUAUUCAAGAACCCAGAUGCCAUAGCAACAGGUGUGGUCGAGCUGGACCAACUGCUGCAGGUGCUUCUGACAACCAGCAUGUUUGUUGGAGGCUUCUUUGGGUUCUUCCUUGACAACACCAUUCCUGGAACCAAGCGAGAGCGAGGCAUCAUAGCCUGGAACAAGAUCCACCUGGACGACUCCAGCAACACCUUGGAGAGUAGCGAGGUGUACAACCUUCCAUUUGGAAUCAGCUCUUUCCUCUCCUCCUACACCUGGGUUCGAUAUGUGCCGUUCCUCCCUCUGAAUGCACCCAGCUCACAGGACACGUCCGGGGUGGACUCUUUGGAGGCCAAGAAGCAACCUGGGAAGCCAGAGCCCUCACAUAUCAUCAGAUCAGUGGCCCUAUGAACACUGAGCAAGCCCAGACUCUGGCUAAAACAACAACAACAAUAACAAAGGCAGCUCUCGUGACUUGGACCACCUGUCCUGCUCUUAAGACACUGUAAAAGAACGCUAUCCAUACUUAUUUAGUCAGACAUUUUCUACUCACUUCUUGGCCAGAAUCAGAUUAGCAGUAACCCUCGUUAGCCAACAAACGCAUAGCUUUUCAUUGUUUUUGUUUAGGCAGUGUCGGAGGUGUAACUGCAUUAGAGCUGUAAUAAUCCACAAGCGGCUCCUGGCAUU
Messenger RNA from Oncorhynchus masou masou (cherry salmon), 2326 nucleotides. Its product is annotated as solute carrier family 23 member 1-like. The coding region runs from base 203 to 2050 and encodes 615 amino acids. NCBI's taxonomy places the organism in Eukaryota, Metazoa, Chordata, Actinopteri, Salmoniformes, Salmonidae. The transcript is spliced from 12 exons. Gene Ontology annotation, cellular component: membrane. Gene Ontology annotation, molecular function: transmembrane transporter activity. Gene Ontology annotation, biological process: transmembrane transport. The record is from RefSeq and is a predicted model, not a curated record.